This is a messenger RNA of Somion occarium, 1176 nucleotides long. The record is from the annotation of a GenBank genome assembly. Lineage: Eukaryota; Fungi; Basidiomycota; Agaricomycetes; Polyporales; Cerrenaceae.
GCUUUCUAUUUCAGAACCCUUUAGUUUAGCAUCAUCUCUCUGAUUUUGCACGUCAUUCAUACCUAAGAGCCACGGGUCCUCCGUUGAUUCUCAGGCACAAAUCCUCGUCGUGCAAGCUUUUGCGGGUCGGCAUGCAGCGUGGUAUGCUCUCCAUUCAUUAAGGUGUUAAACCUCAGGAAUCAAGGGUCAUUAGGAACUCAAUUCCAUGGUCGCAGUAGGUUCCGCCUAAGUUCUAUUACGAAAACAAUAUUGAAGCUUGACUACGAUCUUCGCGCCCCUGUAUUGCUCUUCGCUGGGGCGCUAUCCGAGUCGCUGGCACUCAGUUGGUCGAUAUAGGUACGCUUAAGGCGUUCACAAACACGCCUGUAGUCGCGGUACCCGUCUUCGGCGCUUACUCCUGGUUCAUGGUGGGGACCCGACAAGUUGUUCGAACAUCAUGUGGACCUUUCUUUCAUCAGAGUAUCCGGUUUCAUGUCCUAAGCUUGAAGCGCUUCUCGAAUGUCGUGCUUUAGUCACGUUGGAUGGAUCGUCAGAACCCCGGUACUCAACUUUCUUGUUAUUGGGAAUGGUUAAUAUUCCCCGACGACUAGAUUCGUCAUCGCGUUAUUCGCUUGAUUCCAAUAUCAUGGUGGAGCUUAGCACCGUGAACGGGAAGGCAACCCCACAGUCGGUGCUUGUUCGGGUUGAAGCACCGAAGACUAUUAUCAUGACACAACCCCUGCCUCGCCAAUUCAAUAUCCAGUCCUUUGCAGACCCUGGCGCAUUUGCAGGCGAGCGGCGCAUUUUAACGUCCGAGGGAGUUCAACUCCAGGAGCCAUCGGCAUCUGGUGGCCCACAUGAUCACGGUUUGGGUAUACCCAUCGAUUUAAUACCCGGCCCACAUGCCAUCGGCAUUGUUUGGCGCGCGAUUGAGGAAAUAGGGACUAGGGACCGUUAUCAAUUGCUAGCUCAAGGUCUUAGGUUACCUCCAGCUUCCCCGGACAGAACCCGGGUGAAACGUGGAUUGUCCAGCAGCAAGUCUUUGAAGGCAGUCCAGAGGGUCUUUAUUCUUGCGUAGGAUCUUGACACAUGAUGGUGAACAAGCAUGGACUUACGAAGGAGCCGAGCCUGGCCAACAGAUCCAGGUCCGCAAAGUGGACACUACGAAGCCCUUGCCAAGAAACCAAUUAUGGGUCA